AUUUUCCAGCAUCUGCAGUUCCUUGUGGCCGAGUUAGGGUUAAACAGUCCAGUGUGGGUAAACAUUGCAAGUUCCUUGACACUAGAGCGAGGGGAGCUAAGAUAUGAUGGGUGGGACGUUUGAGUCAUGGAUACGUUUGCGAGCCCAGUGUGUACGCGACUUCUCCUCGUGAUAUUAUGGCUUCCUCAACUUUUUCAAGUUUGAACUUUCUCUUUCGAAAGUGGUGCGUGGAACAAAUCAAAGAUCUAUCAGCAGAGGGUGCUGGCUGGAGGUCGCCGCGUCGCCACUGCUGGCUCCUUCCCUGGGACAAAGCUGGGCAGUGUCUGUCUCGCAUUGAAGAGGGUGAAAACUCGCUUUAACUUGGACUUUAACAGCCUGGGCUUCACGAGUUGGCGAUCUCCACAAUCAUGAUCGCUACCACAAAGAGGAAGUAAAACGGACGGAUGAGCCCUCUAUUCUGCAUCCUCGCUUUACCUCUCACUGCUCUAUCGCUUAUGCGGGUCGCUCCAUUCACCCAGAGAAGGCAAGUGAAGCGGGUUUAUUUCAACUACAACUUACACCUUAAUUUGGACUGCCAUAUUUUCACCUUCAUAAAUACUGAGACUGGGAUUUCUCUGCUCUUACUAUGCCUCGCUGUGUGCCUUCCAAUAGCAGAUGGUGGAGACUCGAUUAAAACAAGAAAAACAAGGAGAACAGAAUCAAUAAUGUCAGAAAUCCUAGUCCAUACACAACGUAUUCAAAGACGAGUGAACAAGACAAACUCAUCUUGUCGGGAAAUGUUGUUAUACACUCCUGACGAUGUAUCGGAAGAAUGUUUUAACACAUCGUUGAAUUGCUUCGUCUCAGAGAUGGAAGUUAUAGACUAUGAAUUCAAACUCAUCUGUGAAAUAAUUCGUGAAUUUGGUCCGUUAUUAGACAAUGCUAAAUCUUUUGAAAAUCAUAAAAGCAAGAACAGCUGCACAACAUGCGAGGAAUUUCAAGAACACAACGUCAAAGAAUUUUUAGACGCCUUUGUAAAUUUUCUACAAAGUUAUUUUAAAACAAAACCAAAAAGUUAAUUGUAAAUUUUACCUGUAAAUAAAUGUAAAUAUGUAUAAACAUUGAAUUUUAUAUUUUUAAUGCCAACCCUCUCACUAAAUACGCUACAGAAUUUAACGUGACAAUACAUAUUUUUAUAAGAAUUGCUUAAACAAUUUUGUUUUCAUUUAUAUAAUUCUCAGUUUCAUAAACAAUGAAGUAUAAUUUGUUCAAUACAAAGAAACCUUGUGUUAGCUCCCGCAUACAGGGCAAUAAACAUUUUACUGAGCAUGCCAAGCUAUAUUGGUUUCCGAAUGAAGAUUGAUGUGAAAUGAAUUGUAUACAAAAACAGGGAUCUAAUGCUGAGUACAUGGUGAUGAGAAGGCUGCAUUUGGAAUAUUGGGAGCAAUUCUGGGCACCACAUCUGAGGAAGGAUGUGCUGGCUCUGGAAAGGGUACAGAGGAGGUUUACAAGAAGGUUAACCUAUGAUGAGCAUUUGUCAGCACUGGGCCUGUACUUGCUGGAGUAUAGAAUAAGGAGGGGGAACCUCAAUGGAACAUACACAAAAGUGAACGGCUUGGGGAUAAAGUAGAUGUGGAGAGGAUGUUUCCACUAGUGGGAGAGUCUAGGACUGGAGGUCAUGGCCUCAUAAUUAAAACACAUUAUUUUAGGAAGGCGAUGAGGCGGUGAAUCUGUGGAUUUCUUUGUCACAGAAGGCUGUAGAGGCCAAGUCAGUGGAUAUUAAGGUAGAGAUAGAUAGAUUCUUGAUUAGUACAGGUGUCGGAGGUUAUGGGGAGAAGGCAAGAGAAUGGGGUUAGAAGGGAGAGAUAGAUCACCCAUUGUACACUGUAUACACUGUAAUUUACUACAAUUGAUAAGUUAUUUCAAGUUUAAGUAGAGGCUACAGAAAAAAAUCUCAUAGUCACUAAGUCUGCAUGGACAUCAAUUCAUAAAAUUUCAACCUCUUCUUAAUGUUAAUACAUUUUGUUAAUUGAUAAUAAGUAAUAAAUUAAUUAAUAAUUGUUAAUGAACAAUGUUAAUUAAUCUUAAUAAAAUUCCACCUCCAGUUUAAAUUCCAUUUUGAAUAUUUUGGAGGACCAAGAAACAAGAAGAAACCAUGAUUGAAGACUUGAUGGGUCGAAUGGCCUAAUUUGACUCCUAUUCCUUAAGGCCUUAUGAUCUGGGUGGUGAUGAGUUAAAAUAUAGUUAAGGGCCUGUCCCACUGACGCGACUUUACUGCAACUGUCUUCAACCUUCAAGCUC
Molecule: messenger RNA, 2280 nt
Organism: Leucoraja erinaceus (little skate)
Lineage: Eukaryota; Metazoa; Chordata; Chondrichthyes; Rajiformes; Rajidae
Product: interleukin-15-like
Exons: 7
Coding region: 444-1058 (204 amino acids)
Biological process (GO): positive regulation of cytokine production; positive regulation of T cell proliferation; positive regulation of tyrosine phosphorylation of STAT protein
Cellular component (GO): extracellular region
Molecular function (GO): cytokine receptor binding; cytokine activity
Source: RefSeq, a predicted model, not a curated record